Messenger RNA from Pocillopora meandrina, 2643 nucleotides. NCBI's taxonomy places the organism in Eukaryota, Metazoa, Cnidaria, Anthozoa, Scleractinia, Pocilloporidae. The record is from the annotation of a GenBank genome assembly.
AUGUACCAAACAAACAUGGCGGAAAGCACUCAAAAUGUCGAUAAACAAAGUGAAGGAAGUUCUGUGAGUGAAACCAUCAAUAAGCAGGGGUGGUUAUCUAAACGGAGUCGUCUUUCCAAACGCUGGGACAAGCGGUGGUGCUGUUUAAGGAAAAAUGAACUAACUUAUGGCUUAACAGCAGAGGUAAACUUGAGUUCAAAGUUUAGCGUCAACUUGUUAUCGACUUGAAAAUGUGACGGUCAUGCACGAGCUAUGAAGUAUGACUGAUCUAGUGAAAUUUAAUAAAAGUUAUUUUGGAUAAAAUAUCUCUAGAUCUGCAGUUUGGAAUCAACGUAGCGUCUUUAGAAUGAAGGACCGACCUUAAGUCUGUUGUUUAUACGAGUACAUUCGUGAAUUUCAACAAAUUUCUUUAGACGAUCAUAGAUCACGGUCCUUCGUACUCCAGGACUUUUCUGCAGACUUUGGACGAUAGCUAAUGGAUUAAGAUUGAAGUACAAUACAUAUAUUUUCAUAUUCCUGUAAUUUAUUUAAAUUUAGGCUUAUCUUUAAUUUCAUCUUGAGAGUAACUUGUGUCUCCUGAUUUUUUAAGAUUUGUAAAUUAAAGUACUUGAGAUUGCUACCUGAGGUUUCCGCUCACCCAAGUAGAGUAUAUUUGCUCUGUAAAAAGAACAGAAAAUAUAGUAAUGAAAUAUAAUAAAUAUCUCAAUUAUCUUGUUUUCCUGGGCUUUAUACGGUAAGUUGUAGAACCUCAUUUUUUUCCCCUUGGAUUUGUGACUUGUGCACUUUGUGUUUGGGCCAUAAAUCCGAGAGGAAAAACGGGGCCCGUAACAUACAAUACGGACCUCAGACUUGGGUAGUAGGAGGUAUUUAUUUGCCUCUGUGGAAGCAAAUGUAAGUAAGUUUUUGAUUUUAUAAACCUGACAAGCAUGAUGUUAAAACAAGUUAACUUAAACAUGAGGUGCAUCUCACUCUUUUAAUUAUAAUUUACUAUUGUUAUCAUUUGUAGAAUCAAGAGAAAGUAGUUCUAUUGGAGGGAUGUGAGAUGUCAGAUUGCAACAUUGACAAAAAACAGUUUGCCUUUAGAAUAAAGCCCAGCGGAGGAAGACGCGUCUACUUUUUUUCGGCUGACAGCGAACAGGAACAGCAGGAGUGGCUGCAGGCAAUAUGCUUUGCUAAGGCAUCAGGCAACAUGGGGGAUGGAUCGCAAGCUUGUACAAUACAAUAACAGCUACAGUGCUGUUAUCAAACAUUUUAGAAGCUUAAUCUCAAGCUCAGAAAACUGUGAACACCAGAAAUAUUUUGAGAAUGUUUUGUUUAAAGAAGAAAUUAGGAAGAUAUAAGAUACAAGUGUGUGAAUAGGCCAUCAUUAUUAUAUCACAUUUCUCUGUUUGUAGGGAGAUUUGAGACAAGUUGGGAGAGUUGAGCUGGGGAUCUGACAUAACAUUUUCAGUGCUAAGCCCCUUGCAGAUCUUUGGCUUAGCUCAAGGCCUCACAUCAUGAGUGAUGGAAUGCUUGUGCUGAAAUGCUUAUUAUGAGGGCAUGGUCACACACCAUUGAAAUACAAAACACAAGUGUUUUGUUAUAUAAUUUGCUUUCUUUACCUGAUCUUCAGUGCAGUUAGUCAUGAUGUGAUGUAUUUUUCAUACACAACUCUCUGAAAUAUUCCAGGUGUUCACUGUUUGCUGAGUCUCUAAGAAAAGAAUAUUAUUUUAAACCCAGCAGGAGAAAGAGGUCAAGUAAAACUUGAUGGAUGUUACACCUUAAUUUAUAAUGAACAUGUUAUUAAUGUUAUUCUUUAUAUUUUAUUCAUCAAUCUUGUACAAAGCACAAGCCAGUGGUUAUGUAUUGUAGGCUAUAUUUACUUUAGCUAGUUUGGAGUUAAUUUAACCCUUUAAACCCAGUGAGUGAUCAUCAUCUAAUUUCUCUUAGCAGUAAUACUGCUGAAUCAUUAAUUAAGAUGGUGAGAAUAUAGGAAAUGAUCACCAGCCUAAGAAGCUUUGAUUGUUACACAAAUUCUUGUUGUGAGCACUAAAACAAAUGUGAAGAGAAGAGUGUUGAGAAUGUGGAUACUGGUGUUAGGAUUUAAAGUAUACACAUAUUUAUGAAUUAAUGUUUGUAAAAAUGAAAAAAAUCUUGGGAUAAAUUUUUUUAUGUCUUUGUUAAUUUGCCCUGAUUGAGUGGGAUUUAAAAAAAAAAAAUGUGGAUGCUCUUGCCAUUCUAUUACAUAUUUCCCUGCACCUCCCCAAAACCUUUCUUCAGGUUAUCUUAACAGUUGGAUUGUACUCAUUUUUACCCCCUGGUGGAGAGACACAAUGACCUGGCCAGGUCUGGAACCAGGACACCUCCCUCCUCCCCCCUUAGUGUACAAACUGGUAGGAAGAUAAGUGGGUAAUGGAUAAGUCUCCAGGAAACUGUAAAUGAAAAUUCUUGAAGAAACUGUUGCAAGAAAUGCUAUUGCAACUGUAUGUAAAUGAACUGCAGGACUGUGAAAUGAAAUACAAUUAGAAUUUACUGCUCAGAAAACAUUAAUUAACAGAUUCUCAUGUAACUUUCAGUCAUUAGUGCAUACACUGAUUGUGAGUAGAAAGCUUGCCAGCUUUAAAUGUUUGGAUUAUUCUGCAUAUUUACUUUAACUACGAUGGA